CUCUUCCCCUCGACAGAAGCCCCCAAAUCCGAUACCUUCCCCUAUCCACCUCGAGUCCCUUCCUUCCUUAGCGGCGGCGCGAAGGCGGCGGAGCCAUGGGCGGAGUCGGCGAAGGUGACGCGUGGGCGGAUCAGGAGCAGGGCAACGGCGGGGGCAGCCGUGGUGUUGGCGGUGGCGGCGGCGAGGCGAAGCGGUCGGAGAUCUACACGUACGAGGCCGCCUGGCACAUCUACGCGAUGAACUGGAGCGUGCGGCGCGAUAAGAAAUACCGCCUUGCCAUCGCCAGCCUUCUCGAGCAGGUCACCAACCGCGUCGAGGUCGUCCAGCUCGAUGAGGCCUCGGGUGACAUCGCCCCCGUCCUCACCUUCGACCAUCAGUACCCGCCCACCAAGACCAUGUUCAUGCCGGACCCGCACGCGCUCCGCCCCGACCUGCUCGCCACCUCCGCCGACCACCUGCGCAUCUGGCGCAUCCCGUCCUCCGACGACGCCGAGGACGGCGCCGCCUCCGCCAACAACAACAACGGCUCCGUCCGCUGCAACGGCACCCAGCAGCCGGGCAUCGAGCUACGCUCCGAGCUCAACGGCAACCGCAACAGCGACUACUGCGGGCCGCUCACCUCCUUCGACUGGAACGACGCCGAUCCGCGCCGCAUCGGUACCUCCUCCAUCGACACCACCUGCACAAUCUGGGACGUCGAGCGCGAGGCCGUUGACACCCAGCUCAUCGCCCACGACAAGGAGGUCUACGACAUCGCCUGGGGCGGCGCGGGGGUCUUUGCCUCCGUCUCCGCCGACGGCUCUGUUCGCGUCUUUGAUUUACGGGACAAGGAGCACUCCACAAUCAUUUAUGAGUCUGGUUCAGGUGGCAGCAGCGGCGGCGGUUCCAACUCUGGCGCCGGAGAUGGUGGGACUGCGUCCCCGACACCACUCGUGAGGUUGGGCUGGAACAAGCAGGACCCAAGGUACAUGGCCACCAUCAUCAUGGACAGCCCCAAGGUGGUUGUGCUUGAUAUCCGCUACCCAACACUGCCAGUGGUAGAGCUACACCGUCACCAUGCCCCUGUCAAUGCCAUUGCGUGGGCACCUCACUCUUCUUGCCACAUCUGCACAGCUGGGGAUGACAUGCAGGCACUGAUAUGGGAUUUGUCGUCUAUGGGAACUGGUAGCAAUGGCAGUGGCAAUGGGAAUGGUAACACAGCCGCUGGAGCAGCAGCAGAGGGCGGUCUUGAUCCCAUUUUGGCAUAUACAGCAGGGGCAGAGAUUGAGCAGUUGCAGUGGUCGGCGACCCAGCCUGACUGGGUUGCAAUCGCAUUCGCCAAUAAGCUUCAGAUUCUCAGGGUCUGAUUUCCUAGUUCCACCCUGUUUCAGUGAGGAGUAAAAAAUGCUAAACUUGGAUAAUGAGCUGAUGCCCGGAGGAUAAUCUUGCAAUUGCUUUACUGUUGCUUAUUUAUGUUGUGGACAACUGAUAUUCAUGGCGGGUUAGUUCUAGAAAUAGAACAGAAGACUUUCUAGUUAGAAGCUGAAUUGUCAAUGAAUUUGGUUUGUAGAGUAAGGAACUGCUCUGGUGUUAGCGAUGGUGAUAAUGGGAACUGAAUUUAGUUUGUUCUUGGUGCUCGAAUUCUGCACGGUAGCAUGUAGAUUCAUAUCUUAACUUGCUUAUUGAAAAUGCAAUGGUCAUAUGUGCCCUAUAACUGAUAAU
Molecule: messenger RNA, 1701 nt
Organism: Zea mays
Lineage: Eukaryota; Viridiplantae; Streptophyta; Magnoliopsida; Poales; Poaceae
Product: WD40 repeat protein
Exons: 1
Coding region: 96-1346 (416 amino acids)
Molecular function (GO): protein binding
Source: RefSeq, marked provisional